Messenger RNA from Stegostoma tigrinum, 907 nucleotides. Its product is annotated as barrier-to-autointegration factor A-like. The record is from RefSeq and is a predicted model, not a curated record. NCBI's taxonomy places the organism in Eukaryota, Metazoa, Chordata, Chondrichthyes, Orectolobiformes, Stegostomatidae. Bases 379 to 729 code for a protein of 116 amino acids. The transcript is spliced from 3 exons. Gene Ontology annotation, molecular function: DNA binding.
CCUUGACCUGUCUGUCCUCCCUGGACUGACCUAUCCCCUCCCUACCUCCCCACCUACACUCACCUUUACUGGCUCCGUCCCCACUUCUUUGACUGGUCUGUCUCCUCUCCACCUAUCUUCUCCUCUAUCCAUCUUCCAUCUGCCUCCCCCUCUCGCCCUAUUUAUUUCAGAAACCCCUCCCUAACUCCCCCAUUUCUGAAGAAGGGUUUAGACCCAAAACGUCAGCCAUCAUGGUCCUCUGAUGCUGCUUGGCCUGCCUUGUUCGUCCAGAUCCACACCUUGUUAUCUCAGAAGAUUUCUUGAAAUGCUCCUAAGAUUCUCGGUUGUCGGAAGGGAGGUAGUGGAGAGGGAUCAGUUGAAUGGUGCACUGGGGGCUGAAUGACCUUCAUCUGGGAAUCAUCUGCAGCCAAUUUAAAAAGCCUCCCCUUCCCAGAUCGCACCGCCAUCUGCCCUAUGGCCAACACAACGUCGCAGAAGCACAAGAAUUUUGUGGUGGAGCCUAUGAAGGAGAAGUCUGUGAAAGAGCUGGCAGGAAUCGGCCUGGUUCUGGGAGGGCGGCUGGAGGAGAAAGGCUUCACCAAGGCUAAAGAUGUCUUGGGCCAGUUCCUGCUUCUCAAACAAGACAAAGCAGCUUUCAAGUCCUGGAUGAGGCAAGUGUGCUUCGCGGGCAACAGGCAAUCGGAAGACUGUUAUCGCUGUCUCAGAGAGUGGUGCGAUGCCUUCCUCUAAAGCCUUCUCUUCCCUCUUCCACACACCAGGUUCCUGGCUAAAUGACAGUAACGCUUACCUCAAAUAAACCUUAAUUUGCUAUUUAUUGAUUGUUUGCAGCCCUAGGUCAUCAGGGCUGUUCCAGAUUUUAUGCUGUUUUGAAAAACUGAUUUUUUAAUAAAACAUGGAUAAGAUGCCA